This is a messenger RNA of Prunus armeniaca (apricot), 1998 nucleotides long. NCBI's taxonomy places the organism in Eukaryota, Viridiplantae, Streptophyta, Magnoliopsida, Rosales, Rosaceae. The record is from the annotation of a GenBank genome assembly.
AUGGGGGCCUUGAAAUCGCCAGGACCUGAUGGUUUCUUUGGAAUCUUUUACCAAAAGUACUGGAGCAUUGUGGGAAAUGAUGUUUGCAGGUUAGUCAAAAAAAUUUUCUCCAACAACAUGUCUAUGGAAACGUUAAACAGAACUGAGAUUGCCUUGAUUCCUAAGGUUCCCCACCCGGAAUGGGUCACACAGUUCCGUCCUAUCUCCCUCUGUAAUUAUUCCUACAAGAUUAUUUCAAAGAUUUUAGCAAAUCGACUGCAGCCUUUCCUGGAUAAAUUCAUCUCGCCCCAACAAUGUGCCUUCAUUCCAGGAAGACAGAUCCAAGAUAAUGUCUUGGUGGCUCAUGAAGCCUUCCACUCUUUAAAGAUUAGGAGGAAAACAAAAAUUUUUGAGAUGGGGCUAAAGCUCGACAUGAGUAAGGCUUACGAUCGGAUCGAGUGGGAUUUUGUGCAGGCGGUGCUGUUAAAGAUGGGCUUUGCUAGACAAUGGGUAGGAUGGGUCAUGAGGUGCUUAUCUUCUGUUGAAUUUGUUGUUAUUGUCAAUGGGAAAGUGGGAAGCUAUUUCAACCCGACUAGAGGGCUCAGACAAGGGGAUCCGUUAUCUCCAUACUUGUUUCUUAUCGUCAGUGAUGUGCUCUCUUCCAUGAUCAAUCAAGCCGUUACCCAUGGUUUCAUCCAAGGAAUGAAAUUUGGUAGAGGUGGCCCGGUUCUCUCACGCCUCUUUUUUGCUGACGACUCACUUAUGUUUCUCAAAGCCACUGAGAAUAAUUGCCGAGUGAUUGUGAGAAUCUUGGACUCUUACUGCACGGCCUCGGGUCAGCUUGUUAAUUUUGAGAAAUCAAAUAUGUUCUUCAGCCCAAAUACGCCUUUAGAGGUGAAGGAUAGGUUAAGGGGUAUUCUAAAUGUCACCAUCUCUGAGGAUCCGGGAAAGUAUCUUGGGCUUCCAACUAUAUGGGGUCGUUCGAAAAAGAUGGCGUUGGCUUUCGUAAAGGAUAAAAUUCUGGGAAAAAUACAGGGUUGGAAGCAUGGCUUACUCUCUCAAGCUGGCAGGGAGGUCUUAAUUAAGUAUGUUGCCCAGGCCGUCCCGUCUUACCCUAUGUCUGUUUUCCUCUUCCCGAACGGUUUCUGUCAGGAGAUUGACAGUAUUUUGGCAAAUUUCUGGUGGGGUCAAUCUCAGCAAUCAAAUAAAAUUCAUUGGAUCAGCUGGAAGGACCUUGGCAUGCCUAAGAAUGAAGGGGGAAUGGGCUUCCGCAACCUGAAGGAUUUUAAUGUUACCUUGUUGGCAAAACAAGGGUGGAGGAUGGUGAUGGAGCCUCAGGCUUUUUGGGCACAGUUGCUAAAAAGUAAAUAUUUCCCGAAUGGUGAUUUUCUCCGGGCCGGGAAGGGGGCUAAGUCGUCCUGGGCUUGGUCUAGCUUGCUGGUAGGAAGGAAUAUAAUCAUGAGAGGUGCUAGGUGGCAGGUUCUUGAUGGUAGCCGUGUUCAUCUUUGGACUGAUAAGUGGAUCCCUGGGUGUACUGAGCUUGCUCUGCAACCUAGCCAUCUAAGCCAGGUGGAUUUGGAGGCCAAGGUUGAGACUAUUAUUGACUGCCAAUCUCGUGAAUGGAACUUGGAGGCCAUUGGUGGUAUGUUUUCACCAAAUGCUGCCAAAAUUAUCAUAGCCAUGCCUUUGGGUGAUGGUUGGGAGAAGGACAGGCUUAUCUGGCCUCUAAACCAGACGGGUAGUUACACUGUCAAAUCUGGCUAUAACAUGAUUCACAUGGCUCACCUUGAUACUUCGGUCAGGCCAUCCAGCUCAAGAAUUUUAGACAAGGCUCUUUGGAAGCUGAUUUGGGGCUCUCAGAUGGUCCCGAAGUUAAAGAAUUUUUGGUGGAGAUUGGUCAAGGGUUGCUUGCCAACAAGGGAUGCUUUGUUCAGGAGACACCUCGGCACCUCCCCAUUAUGCCCUAUCUGUGGGGAGUUUCCGGAGUCUGUUGAGCAUCUUUUUCUCCUCUGUAAUUAG